UCAAAGAUGAUGAUGAAGACACUUCUCCUCACAGUCUUUCUGGUAUUUUCUGUGUUUCUAAUUGAACCAGCUAGCAGCUCAGCAUCAACGGAACAAGAGUGCAGCAAGGAGUUCGCAAAGUUGAGUCCUUGCCUGAGCUAUGCCACUGGGAAAUCGGCGUAUCCUUCGGCCGAGUGUUGCAGCGAAGUGAGCGAAAUCAAGAGCAAGAACCCAGUUUGUCUCUGUUACAUCAUUCAACAAACACAUGAGGGUCAGGCCAAACAGAUGGGGCUUCAAGAGGUCAAAUUGAUUCAACUCCCCUCUGUUUGCAAGUUGACUAAUGCUAGUAUCAGUGACUGCCCAAAGCUCUUAAAGUUGUCACCCAACUCUCCUGAUGCUGCAAUCUUUACAAACUCUUCAUCAGCAGGUUUGAGCUUCACCUUCCGAUUCAACGGCAGCUGUGUCUCCACCCUCAAGCGACGACUCAAAAUCCAAUGGAUUUAAGCACGGACUCCAAGUUGCAGGUCCCACUGCCAUCACCAUUGCUGUGGCUGUCUUCAUUUCAAUGUUCCCAACUGGGUUCGAUCUUCUUGUCCCUGGUGUGAGGAGUAGCAUUAAGGCUUGAAGUUGCAGUAAUGAAUCAUCAAUUUUAUGUUAAUUAAACUUUUCUCUUCAGAAUGCCAGAAAAUUUAGUGGUAGCAGGUAAGGCAAGUGA
This is a messenger RNA of Telopea speciosissima, 694 nucleotides long. RefSeq names its product non-specific lipid transfer protein GPI-anchored 1-like. Gene Ontology annotation, biological process: lipid transport. Bases 7 to 483 code for a protein of 158 amino acids. Gene Ontology annotation, molecular function: lipid binding. The record is from RefSeq and is a predicted model, not a curated record. The transcript is spliced from 3 exons. NCBI's taxonomy places the organism in Eukaryota, Viridiplantae, Streptophyta, Magnoliopsida, Proteales, Proteaceae.